UUGUUUGUUUUAUCUGUUUUUCUGUUUGCGUUAUCUGUUUUUCUGUCUGUCUUUUUCUGUCUGUCUUUUUCUGUCUGUCUUUUUCUGUCUGUCUUUUUCUGUCUGUCUUUUUCUGUCUGUCUUUUUCUGUCUGUCUUUUUCUGUCUGUCUUUUUCUGUCUGUCUUUUUCUGUCUGUCUUUUUCUGUCUGUCUUUUUCUGUCUGUUUUUUUCUGUCUGUCUGUCUGUCUUUUCUGUCUGUCUUUUUUCUGUCUGUCUUUUUCUGUCUGUCUUUUUCUCUCUUUCUGUCUUUCUUUUCUUUGUCUUUUCUUGUCUGUGUCUUUUUCUGUCUGUCUUUUUCUGUCUGUCUUUUUCUGUCUGUCUUUUUUCUGUCUGUCUUUUUUUUGUCUUUUUUGUCUGUCUUUUUCUGUCUGUCUUUUUCUGUCUGUUUUUUUGUCUGUCUUUUUUUUCUGUCUGUCUUUUUCUGUCUGUCUUUUUCUGUCUGUCUUUUUUUCUGUCUUCUGUCUUUUUUCUGUCUGUCUUUUUUGUCUGUCUUUUGUCUUUCUUUUGUCUGUCUUUUUUUUUCUGUCUUUUUUUCUGUCUGUCUUUUCUGUCUUUUUUGUCUGUUUUUGUCUGUCUUUUCUGUCUUUUUUUCUGUCUGUCUUUUUUUUCUUUUUCUUCUUUUUGUCUGUCUUUUCUUCUGUCUUUUCUGUCUGUCUUUUUUCUGUCUGUCUUUUUCUGUCUGUCUUUUUUCUUUUUCUUUCUGUCUUUUUUUUCUGUCUUUUUUCUGUCUGUCUUUUUCUUGUCUGUCUUUUUCUGUCUGUCUUUUUCUGUCUGUUUUUUUUCUGUCUGUCUUUUUCUUGUCUGUUUUUUCUGUCUGUCUUUUUCUGUCUGUCUUUUUCUGUCUGUCUUUUUCUGUCUUUUUCGUCUUUUUUCUGUUUUCUGUCUGUCUUUUUCUGUCUGUCUUUUUCUGUCUGUCUUUUUUGUCUGUCUUUUUUUUUCUGUCUUUUUCUGUCUGUCUUUUUCUGUUUUGUCUUUGUCUUUUUUCUGUCUUUUCUGUCUUUUUUUUGUCUGUCUUUUUGUCUGUCUUUUUCUGUCUGUUUUUCUGUGUCUUUUUCUGUCUGUCUUUCUGUCUUUCUUUUUCUGUCUUUUUUUUGUCUGUCUUUUUCUGUCUGUCUUUUUUCUGUCUGUCUUUUUUUUCUGUCUGUCGUUUUUCUGUCUGUCGUUUUUUUCUGUCUGUUUUUCUGUCUUUUCUGUCUGUUUUUUUUCUGUCUGUUUUUUUCUGUCUUUUUCUGUUUUUUUUUGUGGUCUGUCUUUUUUUGUCUGUCUUUUUCUGUCUGUUUUUUCUGUCUUUUUUUUCUGUCUGUCUUUUCUGUCUUUUUUUUUCUGUUGUCUUUUUGUCUGUCUUUUUUUUGUCUGUCUUUUUCUGUCUGUCUUUUUUGUCUGUCUUUUCUGUCUGUUUUUUCUGUCUGUCUUUUUUCUGUCUGUCUUUUUCUGUCUGUCUUUUCUGUCUGUCUUUUCUGUCUGUCUUUUUUUUUCUGUCUUUUUUUUUCUGUCUGUCUUUUUCUGUCUGUCUUUUCUGUCUGUCUUUUUUUUUCUUUCUUUUUCUUCUUUUUUGUCUUCUGUUUUUCUGUCUGUCUUUUUUUCUGUCUGUCUUUUCUGUCUGUCUUUUUCUGUCUGUCUUUUUUGUCUGUCUUUUUUCUGUUGUCUUUUUUUCUGUCUUCUUUUCUGUCUUUUUUGUCUGUCUUUUUUCUUGUCUGUCUUUUUCUGUCUGUCUUUUUCUGUCUGUCUUUUUUUGUCUGUCUUUUUUUUUUGUCUGUCUUUUUCUGUCUGUCUUUUUCUGUCAUCUCAUUUUUUGUUUCUGUCAGAAUUUUUUUUUGUCAUGUCUUUUUUUGUAUUUUUUUUGUCUCUCAUUUUCUGUCUGUUUUUUCUUUUCAUUUUGGUUGUUUCUGUCUUUUUCUGUCAUAGAGAACAUUUGGUUUUUCUGUUUUUUUGUCAUCUCAUUUUUUUUUUUCUGUCUUUUUCUGUCAUCUCAUUUUGUUUGUUUGUCUUUUCUGUCAUCUCUUUUCUGUCUGUCUUUUUUCUUUGAAUCUCAUUUUGUUUGUUUCUGUCUUUUUUCUGUCUGUCUUUUCUGUCAUCUCAUUUUGGUUGUUUCUGUCUUUUUUUUCUGUCUGUCUUUUUUCUGUCAUCUCAUUUUGUUGUUUCUUUCUGUUUUUUCUGUCUGUCUUUUUUCUGUCAUCAUUUUGGUUGUUUCUGUCUUUUUGUCUGUCUUUUCUUUCAUCUCAUUUUGGUUGUUUCUUUCUUUUCUGUCUGUCUUUUUUCUGUCAUCUCAUUUUGGUUCUUUUGUCAUUUUUUUUUCUGUUUUUUUUCUGUCAUCUCAUUUUGGUUGUUUCUGUCUUUUUCUGUCUGUCUUUUUCUGUCAUCUCAUUUUGGUUGUUUCUGUUUUUUUUUCUGUCUGUCUUUUUCUGUCAUCUCAUUUUGGUUGUUUUGUUUUUUUUCUGUCUGUCUUUUUCUGUCAUCUCAUUUUGGUUGUUUCUGUCUUUUUCUGUCUGUCUUUUUCUGUCAUCUCAUUUUGGUUGUUUCUGUCUUUUUCUGUCUGUCUUUUUCUGUCAUCUCAUUUUGGUUGUUUCUGUCUUUUUCUGUCUGUCUUUUUCUGUCAUCUCAUUUUGGUUGUUUCUGUCUUUUUCUGUCUGUCUUUUUCUGUCAUCUCAUUUUGGUUGUUUCUGUCUUUUUCUGUCUGUCUUUUUUGUCAUCUCAUUUUGGUUGUUUCUGUUUUUUUCUGUCUGUUUUUUCUGUCAUCUCAUUUUUUGGUUGUUUCUGUUUUUUCUGUCUGUUUUUUCUGUCAUCUCAUUUUGGUUGUUUUGUCUUUUUUUGUCUGUCUUUUUCUGUCAUCUUUUUGGUUGUUUCUGUCUUUUUCUGUCUGUCUUUUUCUGUCAUCUCAUUUUGGUUGUUUUUUUUUUUUUUCUUUUUUUUUCUGUCAUCUCAUUUUGGUUGUUUCUGUCUUUUCUGUCUGUCUUUUUCUGUCAUCUCAUUUUGGUUUGUUUCUGUCUUUUUUGUCUGUCUUUUUUCUGUCAUCUCAUUUUGGUUGUUUCUGUCUUUUCUGUCUGUCUUUUUCUGUCAUCUCAUUUUGGUUGUUUCUCUUUUUUUCUGUCUGUUUUUUUCUGUCAUCUCAUUUUGGUUGUUUCUGUCUUUUUCUGUCUGUUUUUCUGUCAUCUCAUUUUGGUUGUUUCUGUCUUUUUUCUGUCUGUUUUUUUCUGUCAAAUUUUGGUUGUUUCUGUCUUUUUCUGUCUGUUUUUUCUGUCAUCUCAUUUUGGUUGUUUCUGUCUUUUGUCUGUCUUUUUCUGUCAUCUCAUUUUGUUGUUUCUGUCUUUUUUUCUGUCUGUCUUUUUCUGUCAUCUCAUUUUUGGUUGUUUCUGUCUUUUUCUGUCUGUUUUUCGUCAUCUCAUUUUGUUGUUUUUUUUUUUUCUGUCUGUCUUUUCUGUCAUCUCAUUUUGGUUGUUCUGUCUUUUUCUGUCUGUUUUUUCUGUCAUCUCAUUUUUUUUCUUUUCUUUUUUUUUGUCUGUUUUUUUUCUGUCAUCUCAUUUUGGUUGUUUCUGUCUUUUUUUCUGUCUGUCUUACAUUUUGGUUGUUUUCUGUCUUUUUCUGUCUGUUUUUUUCUGUCAUCUCUUUUUUUUUUUUGUUUCUUUUUUCUGUCUGUUUUUUCUGUCAUCUCAUUUUGGUUGUUUCUGUGUCUUUUUCUGUCUGUCUUUUUCUGUCAUCUCAUUUUUGUUGUUUCUGUCUUUUUUCUGUCUGUCUUUUUUCUUGUCAUUUCAUUUUGUUGUUGUUGUUUUUCUUUCUGUCUUUUUUGUCAUCUCAUUUUGGUUGUUUUUUUUUUCUGUCUGUCUUUUCUGUCAUCUCAUUUUGGUUGUUUCUGUCUUUUUUUCUGUCUGUUUUUCUGUCAUCUCAUUUUGUUGUUUCUGUCUUUUUCUGUCUGUCUUUUUUCUGUCAUCUCAUUUUUGGUUUUUUGUCUGUCUUUUUGUCAUCUCAUUUUUUUUGUCAUCUCUUUUUUUGUUGUCUUUUUUUGUCAUCUUUUUUCUGUCUGUCUUUUUCUGUCAUGUCUUUUUGGUUCUUUUGGUUGUUUUUUUUUUGUGUCUGUCUUUUCUGUCAUCUCAUUUUGGUUGUUUCUGUCUUUUUUUUUGUCUGUCUUUUUGUCAUCUCAUUUUGGUUGUUUUUUCUUUUUUCUGUCUGUUUUUUUCUGUCAUCUCAUUUUGGUUGUUUCUGUCUUUUUUCUGUCUGUCUUUUUCUGUCAUCUCAUUUUUGGUUGUUUCUGUCUUUUUUUCUGUCUUUUUUCUGUCAUCUCAUUUUUGGUUGUUUCUGUUUUUUUCUGUCUGUCUUUUUCUGUCAUCUCAUUUUGGUUGUUUCUGUCUUUUCUGUCUGUCUUUUUCUGUCAUCUCAUUUUUUUAUGUCAUCUUUUCUGUCUGUCUUUUUUUCUCAUUUGGUUGUCUUUUUUUUUCUGUCUUUUUCUGUCAUCUCAUUUUUUGGUUGUUUCUGUCUUUUUCUGUCUGUCUUUUUUCUGUCAUCUCAUUUUGGUUGUUUCUGUCUUUUUCUGUCUGUCUUUUUCUGUCAUCUCAUUUUGGUUGUUUUGUUUUUUCUGUCUGUCUUUUUCUGUCAUCUCAUUUUUUGGUUGUUUCUGUUUUUUUUCUGUCUGUCUUUUUUGUCAUCUCAUUUUUUGUUUCUGUCUUUUUCUGUCUUUUUUUCUGUUUCAUUUUGUUCUCAUUUUUUUUUGUCUGUCUUUUUCUGUUUUUUGUCUGUCUUUUCUGUCAUUUCAUUUUGGUUGUUUCUGUUUUUUUGUCUGUCUUUUUUGUCAUCUCAUUUUGGUUGUUUCUGUCUUUUUCUGUCUGUCUUUUUCUGUCAUCUAUUUUUGGUUUUUUCUGUUUUUUUCUUUUCUGUUUCUGUUUUUUUUCUGUUUUUCUCAUUUUGGUUGUUUCUGUCUUUUCUUUUUCUGUCUGUUUUUUUUUUCUUUUCAUCUCUUUUUCUGUUGUUUUGUCAUCUUUUUUCUUUCUGUCUUUUUUUCUGUCAUUCAUUCAUUUUUUCUUUCUUUUUUUCUGUCUGUCUUUUUCUGUCAUCUCAUUUUGGUUGUUUCUGUCUUUUUUUGUCUUGUAUGUCAUCUCAUUUUUUGUUUCUGUCAUUUUUUUUGUCUGUCUUUUUUGUCAUCUCAUUUUGGUUGUUUCUGUCUUUUUUUUGUCUGUCUUUUUCUGUCAUCUCAUUUUUUGUUUCUGUCUUUUUUCUGUCUGUCUUUUUCUGUCAUCUCAUUUUGGUUGUUUCUGUCUUUUUCUGUCUGUCUUUUUCUGUCAUCUCAUUUUGGUUGUUUCUGUCUUUUUCUGUCUGUCUUUUUCUGUCAUCUCAUUUUGGUUGUUUCUGUCUUUUUCUGUCUGUCUUUUUCUGUCAUUUUUGUCUGUCUUUUUCUGUCAUCUCAUUUUGGUUGUUUCUGUUUUUUUUCUGUCUGUCUUUUUCUGUCAUCUCAUUUUUGUUUCUUUCUUUUUUUGUCUGUCUUUUUCUGUCAUCUCAUUUUGGUUGUUUCUGUCUUUUUCUGUCUGUCUUUUUGUUAG
Messenger RNA from Acanthosepion pharaonis, 5565 nucleotides. NCBI's taxonomy places the organism in Eukaryota, Metazoa, Mollusca, Cephalopoda, Sepiida, Sepiidae. The record is from the annotation of a GenBank genome assembly.